UACAAAGCACUACAUUUCCCAUGAAAGUGCAAAAUGGGCAGAGCUUUCCAGAGCACCUGAAAAUAAAUAUAUUCAUCAAGUUCAGCGGAGGAUUCAACUCUACUGUCAAACAUGACGGAGGGAACGCACCUGCGGAGGAGGGGGGGGCCGUACAGGACGGAGCCAGCCACUGACCUGAGCCGCUGGAGGCUGAGUAGUGUGGAGGGCCGGCAGACAUGGCGCUAUGUGGAAGACCAGGACCCUCCCGACAGAGAGCAGACCAUGCUGGAGGCACAUUCUCUAGGCCUGGACACGAGUCAGUUUGUGUCUGAGUCCCCGGCUGCCCACACGGCUGAAGAGGCCGCUCUGAAAGGAAUGCACUUCUACAGCCAGCUGCAGGCAGAGGACGGUCACUGGGCGGGGGACUACGGCGGACCCCUUUUCCUGCUGCCAGGUCUCCUGAUCACCUGCCAUAUCGCUAAGAUCCCUCUGCCCUCUGCCUGGCAGAAAGAGAUGGUGAGGUACCUGCGCUCUGUGCAGCUAGCAGACGGAGGCUGGGGUCUACACAUUGAAGAUAAGUCCACUGUGUUUGGCACGGCGCUGAGCUACAUCUCACUAAGGAUUCUGGGAGUAGAGCCUGAUGAUCCAGACAUGAUUCGAGCCAGGAACAACCUGCACAGCAAAGGUGGCGCUGUGGGGAUUCCCUCAUGGGGUAAAUUCUGGUUGGCCAUUUUAAACGUGUACAGUUGGGAAGGAAUGAACACACUGCUGCCAGAGAUGUGGCUGUUCCCCUCUUGGAUGCCUGCCCACCCCUCCACCCUGUGGUGUCACUGCCGCCAGGUGUACCUCCCCAUGAGCUACUGCUACGCUGUGAGGCUGUCUGCAGAGGAGGACCCGCUGGUCCUCAGCCUCCGACAGGAGCUUUAUGUCCAAGACUAUGCCACCAUUAGCUGGCCCGCUCAGAGGAACAAUGUGGCAUCAUGUGACAUGUACACCCCUCACAGCACGCUGCUCGACGUCGCCUACAUGGUGCUGAAUGUGUAUGAAGCCCAUCACAGCACCAUGCUGAGAGAAAAGGCUGUCAAAGAACUUUAUGAACACAUCGAGGCCGACGACCGUUUCACCAAGUGUAUCAGCAUUGGACCGAUCUCCAAGACCAUCAACAUGCUGGUUCGCUGGUAUGUGGACGGGCCCUCCUCUCCGGUCUUUCAGGAGCAUGUGUCUAGGAUCCCAGACUACCUAUGGUUGGGAUUAGAUGGAAUGAAAAUGCAGGGGACCAAUGGAUCUCAACUCUGGGAUACUUGUUUUGCUGUACAGGCUUUCCUUGAGGCAGGAGCCCAGAAUAACUCCACAUUAGCCGGGUGCCUCCGAGAUGCCCAUCAGUUUCUCACCAUCACACAGAUACCUGAAAAUCCUCCCGAGUAUCAGAAGUACUACAGACAGAUGAACAAGGGAGGUUUCCCCUUCAGUACCCGGGACUGUGGCUGGAUCGUGGCUGACUGCACAGCGGAGGGUCUGAAGUCAGUGAUGCUGCUGCAGGAGCUCUGCCCCUCCAUCAGCCAGCCGCUCCCCUCAGAGCGCCUGUGUGAUGCUGUCAAUGUGCUGCUGAGCAUGAGAAACUCUGACGGAGGAUUUGCCACGUAUGAAACUAAGAGAGGAGGGAGGCUGCUGGAGCUGCUCAACCCCUCCGAGGUGUUCGGUGACAUCAUGAUCGAUUACACCUAUGUGGAGUGUACCUCUGCAGUAAUGCAGGCUCUCAGGCACUUCCAGACGGCCUACCCAGAACACCGUGCAGAGGAGUUAAGGUCCACUCUACGAGAAGGACUGGAGUACUGCAGGAAGGUGCAGAGGCCUGAUGGAUCAUGGGAAGGGUCCUGGGGAGUGUGCUUCACAUAUGGAAUAUGGUUCGGCCUUGAAGCCUUUGCCUGUAUGGGUCACGUCUAUCAGGAUGACCAUGUGUGCGAGGAGGUGCAGAAGGCUUGUCAGUUCCUGCUGGACCAGCAGAUGACAGACGGAGGCUGGGGGGAGGACUUUGAAUCAUGCGAGCAGCGGCGCUAUGUCCAGAGCAGCAGUGCCCAGAUCCACAACACCUGCUGGGCUUUGUUAGGCCUCAUGGCUGUCAGACAUCCCGAUAGGCGGGCCAUUGAGAGGGGAGUGCAGCUUCUGAUUGACAACCAGCUGCCCAAUGGAGACUGGCCACAGGAGAAUAUUGCAGGUGUGUUCAACAAGAGCUGUGCCAUCAGCUACACCUCCUACAGAAACGUCUUCACAGUCUGGACCCUCGGCCGCUUCUCAACACUUUAUCCCAGCAGUCCAUUGGCUGGAAAGGUCAAGCUGUGAAUAAUUGUAUUUAAAACGUAUCGGACUAUGUGCCACAAUAAGAAUUGUGAAUGCCUUGAAAGCAAAUACCACAACAGCCAUGAAGUUCAGACCAUCAUUGAAAAUGGUUGUUUUAUUUGUCAGCCUAUAGGUUUUAUGCUCAUUUCUCACCUUCAUUGACAUUUGAAAACUUCUGCUGUGUUCUCAGAGUUUAAUCCAUCUGAUAAGGAAACACAUUUCAUUCUUUGAAUUACUUUCUGUGUUGACAUUCCAGCAAUGCUUUUCCAACAGGGCUACUCCCUACAAUCAUGUUGUAAUAGCCUGCUGCUAUCCAAGGAUGUGCUUUGAACCUGUAUGUCUAUGUUGCCUGAAAUCCUCAGUCACUUCCCUAGCAUUUCCAUUGAGAAUAAAUACUUUUUCUAUAGUAUAAUCAUGA
Messenger RNA from Trematomus bernacchii (emerald rockcod), 2734 nucleotides. It is a transcript of the gene lss, whose product is annotated as lanosterol synthase (2,3-oxidosqualene-lanosterol cyclase). Gene Ontology annotation, molecular function: lanosterol synthase activity. The transcript has 22 exons. NCBI's taxonomy places the organism in Eukaryota, Metazoa, Chordata, Actinopteri, Perciformes, Nototheniidae. The coding region runs from base 112 to 2319 and encodes 735 amino acids. The record is from RefSeq and is a predicted model, not a curated record. Gene Ontology annotation, biological process: triterpenoid biosynthetic process; cholesterol biosynthetic process. Gene Ontology annotation, cellular component: lipid droplet.